This is a messenger RNA of Nasonia vitripennis (jewel wasp), 3813 nucleotides long. Its product is annotated as organic cation transporter protein. Lineage: Eukaryota; Metazoa; Arthropoda; Insecta; Hymenoptera; Pteromalidae. Gene Ontology annotation, molecular function: transmembrane transporter activity. The transcript has 8 exons. Gene Ontology annotation, cellular component: membrane. Bases 346 to 2346 code for a protein of 666 amino acids. The record is from RefSeq and is a predicted model, not a curated record. Gene Ontology annotation, biological process: transmembrane transport.
AGCUUACCUUGGCUGCUGAGCGCGCGCACGUUUGAUUGUCGUGGUGUAUAUACCAGCACACGCUGCGCCGUCGGAGCGAGAGAGAGAGAGAGAGAGAGAGUCUCUCGACGUCGCACACGGGAGAGGGACGACCAGGCGAGAGGGGGGAGGAUUUCCUAGACGAUGGCUAUAUAGGCGGCCCCGAGACCGGCCAGCUUUCCAGUUUUAUUGUCUCUGUGUGUACAAGUGCACCGGUCGCGGCUGGGCUUCUCUCGAUGUGCGCGCGACUUUGAGGGAGCGAGAGAGAGAAGCUUCUUCGAGAUCAUCAGCAUCAGCGUAGCGCCGAAGAGAAGAGGAGCAAGGACGAUGCCGCCGCAGGAGAAGUUCGGGAGCAAGGUGCCCGAGGAGCCGUCGCACCAGGACGAGCUCGGCGAGGGCCUGAACAACGCGGUCGGCGUGGUGGUCAGCCAAUCGCCGAGCGCCGAGGAGGAGUGCGACGGCAGCAUCCAGGUGGUCGUGCCCGUCGGCAAGAUCAAGCCCGGUAAGCCCGAGGUGAAGGAUGUCGACUUCGACGACCUGCUGCCGCACGUCGGCGAGUUCGGCACCUACCAGAAGAUACUCUUCAUCCUCAUGAUACCGUUCGCCUUCUACGUCGCCUGGGUCUACUUCUCGCAGAUAUUCAUCACUCUCGUGCCGGAGGAGCACUGGUGCAAGGUGCCCGAGCUCAUGGAUCUGCCGGUCGAGAGGAGGAUAGCGCUGUCCAUACCGCCGGAGAUGCACGGCUCGAUGGAGGGUAGGGCCAAGUGCCUAAUGUACGACGUCAACUACACGGACGUGAGGGAACGCGGUCUCGAAGUCGCCGACCCGGACUGGCCCACCAAGCCCUGCGACAACGGCUGGGAAUUCAACCUCACGGUCAUCCCCUACGCCACCGUCGCUACUGAGCUGGAGUGGGUGUGCGAGAACGCGGCGCUGCCGACCUUCGCCCAGAGCAUCUUCUUCGUGGGGGCGAUAUUCGGCGGACUGAUAUUCGGCUGGAUCGCCGAUCGCUACGGCCGUAUUCCGGCUCUGGUCGGGACGAACUUGGUGGGAUUCAUCUCCGGUAUCGCCACGAUCUUUGCCGGCAACUUCUGGGAGUUUGCCGCCUGCCGAUUCUUCUUCGGAUUCGCCUUCGACAACUGCUUCACCAUGAUGUACAUUUUGGUGCUGGAAUACGUCGGGCCGAAAUGGCGAACCUUCGUGGCGAACAUGUCGAUCGCGAUGUUCUUCACGUUCGCAGCCUGCAUCCUGCCGUGGAUCGCCUACUACAUAGCCGACUGGCGAUUGACCUGCGUGGCGACGUCGGUGCCGCUGGUGCUGGCCGUGGCAACCCCCUGGCUGGUACCGGAGAGCGCACGCUGGCUCGUCAGUCAGGGCCAGAUCGACAAGGCCAUGACGAUUCUCUCCAAGUUCGAGCGCAUCAACAAGACCAAGGUGCCCGAUCAGGUCUACAAGGACUUCAAGGAUACGUGCGCUAGAAUUCAGAAGGAAGAGGAGGCCGACAAGUCGUACUCGGUGAUCGAUCUUUUCCGCAGCCCCCGACUGCGAAACAUCACGGUACUCUUGGUCGUUAUCUGGAUGGCCAUAUCCCUGGUGUUCGACGGCCACGUGCGAAACGUCGACAACCUGCGCUUGGACGUGUUCGUGACGUUCACCGUUGCCUCGGCGACGGAGCUGCCGGCUGACACUUUCCUCACCCUCGUACUCGACCGCUGGGGUCGUCGCUGGCUCGCCUGUGGCUCCAUGGUUAUUUCGGGAAUUUUCAGUCUCUGGGCAAGCCUCGUCUCCAACAACAUCUACUCCGCCACCCUGGCGAUAAUCGGCCGAUUCUGCGUCAACAUCUCCUACAACAUCGGUCUGCAGUACGCGGCCGAGCUGCUUCCCACGGUGGUUCGGGCCCAGGGUGUCGCCCUGAUCCACAUAAUGGGCUACGUGGCCAGCAUAAUCGCCCCGUUCGUCGUCUACCUGUCCGUCAUCUCGGAGGUCCUGCCUCUCCUGGUCCUGGGAAUUCUAGGAAUAGCCGGAGGCUUCCUUGCGCUGUUCCUUCCCGAAACUCUAGACAAGGAUCUGCCCCAGACGCUGCAGGACGGCGAGGAGUUCGGCAAGGAUCAGGGACUCUGGGACAUGCCUUGUCUGAUGAAGAAAGCCGACGACGCGGAGUGUCCAACGAAGGCGAACAUACGUCGCAGCUCGACUAUUCGCAGUUCGCGACACGCUUCCUUCCGCGGCUCGAUUCGCGGCGAGACGCUGAGGAGCAGCAUGAUCCAGAGGUCGAGCAUCAGGUCGCGCCGAAGCGAGGCUCCACCUGUCGAGGAGGAACGACUCUAGGCCGAGGCCAAGUGCUAUUUCCUCUCGAACCGCGUCGUCGCCGGUAAGAAGAGGUGACAGUUGUCGCUCGAGAACUUUCUCAGCCUCGCUACUGGACGGCUCUUCGGGGAGGCUCAGUGUCAGCGAAGCGGCAGUGUUUGAGUGCCGCCGACGAUCUUAUCGUUGCUUGUGAUAAAAAGGACGAUGAUGCCAUUGCGAAUGAUGCGCUGUGUGCAAUUCUUUGGGAAUCGUAGAUGUCUCUUGUACCUUUUGAUGCCUCUUUCUUUUCUCUCUCAGUCUCUGUCUCUCUCUCUCUCUCGUUAUGACAGGGGAUUCGAUUUUUUACGGUUUUCGGAAAAAUUCGGUGUAAAUUUUUUACUUUUAUCACAGAACCGUCGAUUUUUCGCGUGAAUGAAUCAAGGAAGCGUUGAUGAAUUCUUCGACGCUAGUCAAAAUAUGUAACUGCUUUACUAGUAUUAUACUUGCCAAUUUUAAAGUUACUAUUAAUCAUACGUUUCGUUUGCGAGAAGCCAAAGCUCACACCGAGACUCGCAUGUGGAUUUUAGUCAAGGGUAUGGAGAAGCUUGAGAACGAGUAUGUCUGAACUUUGGUUUCAUUUUCAAAGGCGUGAAUAACUCUUUCACGGCCACUUGUAGGAAGAGAAGAUGUAAUAAUGCAUGUUCUUCAGCGUUAGUCAUGAGUAUAUCUUCCGCUUUAAUGUAGUACUUUACGCGUUCGCCGAAAGUUACGAGAAGGAUCGUAGGCGAGUAUAGCGAAGAGAACGAGCGAGAAAGACGAUGGUGUUUAUUUUUUAUACGAUGAUCGAGAGCUUGCAACGGAACGAGUGUAUCGUCAUCUUCUCGAGUAAGCCAUUCGACGGAUGAUUGCAUGAGCGUAUUGUGAGGCGCGAUUCGUAAGAAGAGUAAAAGUUAGAGAUUAAUCAAAAGAGAAACGGAUUUGCGUACUCGAUAUAGACGUGUAAGGAGAAAUGUACAUAACGGACACGAAGUAUUUAAGUAUGUGUAAUUUGUAUACGCUAGAUUUUUAUGUGAAGAAUUUCGUGUAUAAUUUGUAAAACCCGCACGUAGUCUUCUCUAACGCGAUGAAAUGUGCAGGUCAUCGAAAGUUAUCAAUCACUAUAUAUAAUUGCUUGUAUUGAAUUUUUAUCCAUCGACUUAGGCGUUGAUCGAGAAGAGUUGUUAUAAAAAUCGUUUUGUAUAUACCUGUAUAAGAAGAUUUAUCAAUUAUAUAAUAUCAAACUAUAUAUAGCUUUAGGAUUUCACGGUAAUAAAUAAAAAUACGCAUUUGUACAGUACAAUUUUGGCAUCGAUGAUAUUGAUAUCCACCUUAUAUUCCAUAUCACUGAAAUUACAAUUGAUAAACUCUGAUUAAAUGUUCGCAUUAUAUCUAUGCAUGUGAAUAAAUCGAUCUGUGCUUCAUCCAUAAAGUUAUAUACUGCACGCAAUAAAGUAUAAUUAAUAUGCCAAU